AUGAGAUAUAACUUUUCGCCUAGUCAAUGGAUACUAAUUUAUCUUAUCUUCGUUUGGCCCUACAAACGUUUCAACUGCAAUGGCAUUUGCACAAACAGUGGUUUGCAACGCUAUGAGAACGUCACUUUUGAGAAUGAUUCCUAUCGAUAUUCUCUUCAUUAUAAUUAUUCAAUGAGGAUUCAACAUAAUCAACCUCAACCAGUUUCGAGUGAACGUUUUAAAAAUAAGAUAAAUGGCAAAUACGAGGCUUAUCUUCAAUUCUCGUGUACUUAUUACGGUAGUCACGUACAAAAAAUUCAUUUUUACGAAGAUUAUGAAUAUAUAUAUGGAAGUUUCCAAAUUGGAAAAAUUAUUAAUUACAUAAAAAACUAUAAGAAGUCUGAAUCGGAAGUUUUAAAUGAGGCGAAAUUAAUAGGAGUCAAAAGGACUUUUUCGAUAAACGUAAAUGGUGCAGAGGCUACAGCCACAAUGACGAGUUUAAUAGACUCAAAUGGGAAGAUAUCGUUGUAUUAUGAUAACAUUCCUAAGGAAAUCAAGGAAAGUCAGUUGCAAUCAAAAAUAGUUGGACCAAUAAUUUGUGGAGAUGAUACAGCAGAGCAUGAGAUACGUGUUCCAGCAAAAUGGAUCAAAAGUGGUACGUUGGUGGAGUUUGAAGCCAUCGGAGAAAUUUGUUCGCAGUACAAUACAAGUGAGAUAUGUCAAAAUGCAAAGACAUCGAAAACGACAUGUAUUUGGUGUGAAAAAGGGGGGAAAUGUAUAGAAAGUAACAAUCAGAACACUCAUAGCUUGAAAGUCAAUGACUGCCGUGUUGAGACUACCAAGACAACGGAUGAAAAUAAGCAACACAAGUCACAUUGGUACUUGUACGUUGUAAUUCCUUUGGUCGCCUCUCUAUUUCUGAUAUGCAUCGGUUAUAUAAUUUGGAGAUGGUUACUUAGAAGAAAGAGAAGUGAUGAAUGA
Messenger RNA from Schistosoma rodhaini, 960 nucleotides. NCBI's taxonomy places the organism in Eukaryota, Metazoa, Platyhelminthes, Trematoda, Strigeidida, Schistosomatidae. The record is from the annotation of a GenBank genome assembly.